Drosophila novamexicana is the source of this 1272-nucleotide messenger RNA. RefSeq lists its product as uncharacterized. The transcript is spliced from 4 exons. Gene Ontology annotation, biological process: central nervous system formation; innate immune response; regulation of Toll signaling pathway. The coding region runs from base 1 to 1272 and encodes 423 amino acids. The record is from RefSeq and is a predicted model, not a curated record. NCBI's taxonomy places the organism in Eukaryota, Metazoa, Arthropoda, Insecta, Diptera, Drosophilidae. Gene Ontology annotation, molecular function: Toll binding; growth factor activity. Gene Ontology annotation, cellular component: extracellular region.
AUGGAUUAUCGUUUACUCGUGAAAAUACUCAGCUUUUUGCUGCUCGCCCAGCUGUCAACGGGGCAGCUGCCGCAGUCGCCGUCGCAAGCGUCGACAACAGAUUACGGCGAGGAGCCGCCGGAGGGCUACUAUGCGUUCGUGGAGUCGCCGAAUGCAGUGCCACCACGCGUGCGUCCACCUCCGUAUACGUUCAUUAAUGCGGACUGCAAGGAUGUCGCCACGGGCAGGAAGUCGGCGGUGUCUGUACACAACAUUUGCGGCGAUUUGAAUAAGGGUCAAAUACCCAGGAAUCCGCUCGGCCAGAAUGUCCUGGGCGAGCCGUAUCCCUUCGAACUGAUACGCAAUCAGACCUUGAAGUUUCUGUCGAAGACGCUGCCCGUGCUGAAGGCGGACGACACGCUGCCCAAGGUAACGCAAAUCAUACGCGACGAGCCGGUCGAUCAGCUGGACAACAACAAUAUCGAUCGGCACUAUGCUGCACGCGUCACACGCAGCCUGCCGGAUGGCGUUGAGUCCAAUGAGUACAGCUACUUUGAUCCCGCUCUGGAUGAGGAGCAACAGCAGGAGAAGAAGCAGCAGCAGCAGCGACGCGCCGCCGAGGAGCGCAAGCCGCGCAAAUUCUGCGAUGGCGGUGGCGUAUUUUGCACGCUGUACCGCGCCAUUCAGGGCGACACCAGUCCCGCUGUGCCCGCUGCCCAGACAGCGGAGCGUCGCGAGGAGGUUGGACCCAUACGCUAUGAGGGACCGCCGACACCCUGCCCGGCCAAGGUGGAGUAUGCCACGCCCGUGUUUGCCAAGAACUAUCAGGGCGCCUGGCGCUAUGUGGUGCAGAUACCCUACGAGGGCUAUUUCACGCAGACCGUGGAGGUGACGCGCUGCAUCCAGGCGCGUUGCCAUUAUCUGGACGGCGGCUGUUUGUCGUCGCCGCGCUGGGUUAGCCUGUUGGUCGCGGAGAUUUUCUAUCCGAAUGCCGAGGACACGGUGCCCAGCAGCACGACCACGCCGGCGCCUUCGGUGCAGGACUUCCAGGCCUAUCAACAGUAUCUGCAGAAGCGCGCAGGCGUGGCAAACGCCUCCGAUGGCAGCACGGUUGCACAAACGGCAGGCGCACCAAAUGGACCGCAGGAUGCGCACUGCGACGGACACGAUGAGCUGGGCUGCUUCCAGGUGCGGCUCUACUACGAUUGGUUCUUGAUACCCGGCUCCUGCAAGUGCUGGCGUCCCGACUACUUUGCCAAAUACGUGCGCCGAAAGUCCGUCGCCGAUUUGUAG